GAAAGAGGAAAAGAGUGCAAGGGAGUGAGGGAGGGAGGAAAAUAAACAACAAAAAAUGUCCUCUUCCUCCCCCACCGGGCAGAUUGCAAGUGCGGCGGACAUCAAGCAGGAGAAUGGGAUGGAAAGCGCCUCGGAAGGACAGGAGGCGCACCGAGAAGUGGCGGGGGGCGCGGCGGCUGGGCUGAGCCCCCCGGCUCCAGCUCCUUUUCCCCUGGAGCCGGGGGACGCCGCGGCUGCCUCCAGGGUAAGCCGGGAGGAAGGGGCGGCGGCGGCCGGAGCGGCAGAUCAGGUACAACUCCAGUCGGAACUUCUGGGCAGGCACCAGCACGCAGCCGCCGCACAGCCCCCGCUGGCCUUCUCCCCGGACCAUGUCGCCUGUGUGUGCGAGGCGUUGCAGCAGGGGGGCAAUUUGGACCGCCUGGCCCGGUUCCUGUGGUCCCUGCCCCAGAGCGACCUGCUACGUGGCAACGAGAGCCUGCUGAAGGCGCGAGCGCUCGUGGCCUUCCACCAGGGCAUCUACCCUGAGUUGUACAGCAUCCUCGAGAGCCACAGCUUCGAGUCGGCCAACCAUCCGCUGCUGCAGCAGCUCUGGUACAAGGCGCGCUACACCGAGGCCGAACGAGCGCGCGGCCGGCCCCUGGGCGCCGUGGACAAGUACCGGCUGCGCAGGAAAUUCCCCUUGCCCCGCACCAUCUGGGACGGCGAGGAGACGGUGUAUUGUUUCAAGGAGAAGUCGCGCAACGCGCUCAAGGAGCUUUACAAGCAGAAUCGCUACCCCUCGCCCGCCGAGAAGCGGCACCUGGCCAAGAUCACCGGCCUCUCCCUCACCCAGGUCAGCAACUGGUUCAAGAACCGGCGGCAGCGCGACCGUAAUCCCUCCGAGACCCAGUCCAAAAGUGAAUCAGAUGGCAACCCCAGCACUGAAGAUGAAUCCAGCAAGGGACAUGAGGAUUUGUCUCCUCACCCACUUUCGGGUGCAUCUGAUGGCAUCCCCAACCUCAGCCUUUCUAGCCACAUGGAGCCAGUAUAUAUGCAACAAAUUGGAAAUGCUAAGAUAUCGUUAAGCUCUUCUGGAGUUUUGUUGAAUGGAAGCUUGGUACCUGCAAGUACUUCACCUGUCUUCCUUAAUGGUAAUUCUCUUAUUCAGGGACACAGUGGAGUUAUCCUUAAUGGACUGAAUGUGGGAAAUACGCAGACAGUGUCACUGAACCCACCAAAAAUGUCCUCAAACAUUGUGAGCAAUGGCAUAGCCAUGACGGACAUCCUGGGAUCUACCGCCCAGGAUGUGAAAGAAUUCAAAGUCCUGCAGAGUUCUGCUGUGAACCCAGCAGUCACCACCUCCUACAGCCCUAGUGCCCCCGUGUCAUUCCCAGGGCUGAUACCCUGCACUGAAGUGAAAAGAGAGGGCAUUCAGACAGUGGCCUCCCAGGAUGGUGGCUCUGUGGUGACGUUUACUACGCCGGUGCAAAUUAACCAGUAUGGCAUUGUCCAGAUCCCUAACUCCGGAGCCAACGGCCAGUUCCUUAACGGGAGCAUUGGAUUCUCUCCACUGCAGCUGCCUCCUGUCUCAGGAGCAGCUUCACCAGGUAAUAUUUCAGGAAAUCCAAGCACUUCAGACGGAAGCACAUUUACAAGCGAGCCCGCCACAGUCCAGCACAGCAAACUUUUCCUGAGCCCUCUUGCCCCCAGUGCCGUGGUAUACACUGUUCCUAACUCAGGCCAGACUGUAGGAGCUGUGAAACAGGAAGGCUUAGAAAGAGGCCUGGUCUUUUCUCAGCUGAUGCCCGUCAAUCACAACGCACAAGUCAAUGCAAGCUUGUCUUCUGAAAAUCUCUCUGGCGGUGGCCUCCACCCACUGGCCUCUUCCUUAGUUAAUGUGUCCCCAGCUCACAGUUUUUCCCUGACUCCCCCUACACUACUAAAUCCCACUGAGCUAAACCCUGACAUCGCCGAGAGCCAGCCGAUGUCUGCACCUGUGGCAAGCAAAUCUACUGUGACGUCUGUCAGCGGCACUAACUAUGCAGCCCUUCAGAACUGUGCGCUUAUCGCUGGUCAAGAUCUACUGUCAGUCCCGAUGACUCAGGCUGCCCUGGGGGAAAUCGUUCCCACAGCUGAGGAGCAGGUGGGGCAUGGCUCACCAGCUGUACACCAGGACUUUGUCCGAGAACAGCGCCUGGUUCUGCAGUCUGUGGGUAGCAUAAAGGAGAAUUUCUUACAACAUCCUGAGAACAAAGUAACAAACAACUUAAUGAUGUUGGACUCCAAACCCAAGUAUGUCCUAGAUGGCAUGGUUGAAACUGUCUGUGAAGACCUGGGAACGGACAAGAAAGAGCUGGCCAAACUCCAAACUGUCCAGUUGGAUGAAGACAUGCAAGACUUGUAAGCCUGAUUGACUGAGCACAUACCCCCUUUCUCCUUUCUCGGCAGCAGAUCUUCCCUUUGUGAAGCCAUGAAGAUGGAGCGCAUUGGCCCGUUUAAAGGAAAACAGUCUACUUCUACAAGCAAACGCAUUUGGGUUGGUCUGCCUGAAGAUCAUAGUCAAAUAUACAAUAGUGGAACUGCAUUGCUGGAGCUUUUCUGUUCACACCGUGUUUGCUUUUAAAUAGACGGCGGCGAGUGAAAUGUAUCAAACCAUCGUAUAUCAUUUAGUCAGCUACAUAAUUCUAAGGUCUGAAUGGGACGUGAUAGUAUGUUAAAUUUAAAGCGUAUACACCUAACUUAGACAAUUAAAUAUUAGCUAGAGGCUGUUAGGAGCAGUGCAGUUGUUUGUUUGUUUGUUUACUUUUUCUCCAUGGGCAUUGAGAUGGUUAAGAAACAAUGGUACUCUAGACUAUUAUAAGAGUGUAUUUUUCAAAUUAAGUAGCUUAUAUGUGAGUGUCCAUGUGUGUGCGUACACAUAGUCAGCAUUUCGGGGACAGGCUUGGCUUUAGGUCUCUACAUGUUUCCAAAUGUGAUUGCUAAUAGUUAAAUGUGGCAGAAAAAGUUUGAAACGCCACUAAACUCUAACACAACUUGGGUAUGAAUGUAAAUAUGCCAUUUCCAUAAGCAAGAUCUGAGAAAAUACAGUGAGUUUUUAUU
Messenger RNA from Acomys russatus (golden spiny mouse), 3078 nucleotides. Its product is annotated as homeobox protein SIX4-like. Gene Ontology annotation, molecular function: DNA-binding transcription factor activity, RNA polymerase II-specific; RNA polymerase II cis-regulatory region sequence-specific DNA binding. The record is from RefSeq and is a predicted model, not a curated record. Gene Ontology annotation, cellular component: nucleus; transcription regulator complex. Lineage: Eukaryota; Metazoa; Chordata; Mammalia; Rodentia; Muridae. Gene Ontology annotation, biological process: regulation of transcription by RNA polymerase II.